Messenger RNA from Megalobrama amblycephala (Wuchang bream), 2089 nucleotides. RefSeq lists its product as uncharacterized. The record is from RefSeq and is a predicted model, not a curated record. NCBI's taxonomy places the organism in Eukaryota, Metazoa, Chordata, Actinopteri, Cypriniformes, Xenocyprididae. The coding region runs from base 897 to 1670 and encodes 257 amino acids. The transcript has a single exon.
UGACACAUGUCUUUUCAGAUUCCACAACGAUCCUUUUGUUGUCGUGAUCACCUCCCCGCACUCACUUUCUCGUGCCCCAUCUUUAUCUUUUAAGAUACAUUUGUAUUUUUGUUCACUUUGUUCAAUGUAAUAUUUAAGAUUAUCCAUUUUUCUUUCAAUGGAGCUUAACUAUUCUUAAUGCUGCGUUCACACCGAACGCGUCUGGGGCGUCAAAUUCGCGCCAGACGCGUCUAGUUGGACGCUUGAACAUUUUGAAGUCAGACGCUUCAGACGCGCGUAAAAUUCACUCAAUUCGCGCGUCUAAACAAAGUGUGUUCAGACGCAAAUUCGCGUCAUGGGAGGAGCUUCUGCCUGGCGCGGUACUGUACCUUGCUUGAUAAUGGCGGAUAUGGAUGUUGCUGAGAGAGUAGGUUGUAUUUAUUCACUUCGUAAAGCCCAUCAGCGGCAUUGGCGGGCUCGCCAUGUCUGGGUUCAUGAGAUUGUCCAGAGACGCUCCCAGUUUGGUGAGUUUCACCAUUUACUCCAAGGAGCUGCGUCUGGAUGACGGCCACUUUCAGUGGUACUUCCGUCUGUCUCGGUCCCAGUUUGAUGACCUGUUGGCCCGCAUUGGUGCGCGGAUUUUGUACCAGGACACCAACUUCAGGCGCUCAAUUCCAGCUGCAGAGCGCCUGGAGCAAACAAAUCUCAGCAUAUGGUAAAGUAAAACAUUAAGCAUUAGUCCUUUAUAAUUAUUAAUUAGUACUAUAUAAGUACAAGUACAUUUAUAGUAUUUAUAACUGUUUUUUCAGGUUUCUCGCCACUGGGGACUCAUUCAGGACCAGGUUGGUGUCUCCACAGUCUGCAGCAUCAUCCCCGACGUGGUCACUGCCAUCUGGGACUGCCUGGUGGGGGAGUUUAUGGCUGUGCCCUCCACAGAUGACUGGAGGUCCAUUGCGGAGGACUUCCAUCAGCGGUGGAACUUCCCGCUCUGCGGUGGAGCACUGGACGGCAAACACGUUGUUCUAAAGGCACCCCCCAACUCAGGAUCCCAGUUCCACAACUAUAAGGGAACCUUUUCUAUAGUUCUCCUUGCGGUUGUGGAUGCACACAGUCGCUUCCGGGUGAUUGAUGUCGGGGGAUACGGCAGGACGAGCGAUGGUGGGAUACUGGCCAACUCCGCCUUUGGUCAGGCGCUUCGUAGUGGCACACUCCAUCUGCCACCUGACCAUCCAAUACCCGGAGUGGACCAUAGAGGACCCCAGCCCCAUGUCUUUGUAGCAGAUGCGGCCUUCCCGCUGCGAAGAAACCUGAUGCGUCCAUUCCCUGGGCGUGUCCUUCCCAGAGAGAAGCGCAUCCUCAACUACCGCCUCUCCCGAGCCCGGCUGGUGGUGGAGGAUGCCUUUGGGAUGCUGUCUGCGCAGUGGAGGCUGUACCGCCGCCUGAUUGAGGUCCACCCUGAAGUUGCGGAGAAAUGUGUGAAGGCGACAUGUGUUCUCCACAAUUUUAUGAGGUCCUCAGCAGCGAGACAGGCACCUGCAGUGAGGGAGGUUGUGGCCACCGGAGAGGAGCCGCUGCCAGGUCUGGGACGGGUUGCAGCCAAUAACUCCUCCAGAGAGGCACUCCGAGUGAGAGACACCUUUAUGGCCCACUUUUCUGCGGAAGGAGCAGUCUCAUGGCAGCCCACUGAAUAAUUUUUUCUGUCAUGUCCUCCCAAGGACUGACCCACAACGGCUCUUUUAAGAGCCACCCACAAAACUACAAAGAGCUUGACUAUAUAUAGUUAUAUCUCUUUUAUAAACAUACCUUGUAUUAUAAUGUGUUAUUCUCUUGUGUUUUCCCUGUUUGCAGGUAAUGGCUGCACCUCAACUCACUUGCACUUAUCAGGAGGUUCUAAAGUGACUCUGAUGUUGCCUCGGUUCCAGGCUUCGUCAGCUCCAUCACAACAUGCACAUUUUUUUAUUUCCUGAGUCAUAACUGUCACAUAACACUAACGUUUGCUGAGUUUGUUUUCCACAACAGUUGAUAAGGUGAAGUGAUUAAAACAUGAUAAAUAGUAAAACUUUAAAUAAUUUUUUGCACAGGUCUGUUUAAAAAGAAACAAUUAUUUGUU